Messenger RNA from Oncorhynchus nerka (sockeye salmon), 2245 nucleotides. It is a transcript of the gene zdhhc24, whose product is annotated as zinc finger DHHC-type containing 24. The record is from RefSeq and is a predicted model, not a curated record. Bases 1201 to 2094 code for a protein of 297 amino acids. Gene Ontology annotation, molecular function: palmitoyltransferase activity. Lineage: Eukaryota; Metazoa; Chordata; Actinopteri; Salmoniformes; Salmonidae. The transcript is spliced from 3 exons.
UUUUAUUCUUAUAUAUUUUGAUUCCCAAAUAAAAAGUACACUGCUCACUCACAGGCGCUGAUCCCUCUGUAAGGUCACAAGGUCACUCUGCAGCUUUAUCCUCCUGCGCUCACUGUGGGGAGGAAGACACACAGUACAGACCUACUGAACAUGUACUAAUGAUUUUAUUUCCAGAGUUUACCGACAUGGAUUACUCCAUCAUACAGGCGACAAUGACCCCUGGUGGUGGAUAGAUUCUGUCUUUUUUCAUACUGUACAAUAAACUAAAAUAUACUUCUCAUAAUCAAAAUAACAGUGUUAAAAAAGCAAGUAAAAAAAUAAAAAAUACUUUAAUAUCAUACUAGUAGUCACAUCAAGUCACAGCAAUCAUUCAACCCCUGUAUUAUCUCAAAUAAAAGGAUACAUGAGAGGUUCUCUCUGGUUUGCGCUCUCACCUCUGUAGCAGUCCUUCUGGUCCCUGUUUUGUAUAAACCCCUCGGUUAUCCUCGGCACCGUCCAUAUACCAGGUAGACAUCAUUUAUCUUUCACUACUGGCAUGACAGGAACCACAAACCUUUGAAAUCGAAGGCUCACAAACAGCCGCCUGGGAUUAACAUGGAUUAAGGGUUAGUUGGAUUACUCUCUCAUAGGGGGAGGAACAUGGGGUAUAUUGACAUUACUGUCAUCACAGAUGAAUUGGAUAAACCUUAGUAUCUUUGCUGUCUUCACUAUGAGUAAGAAAAUAUAUAGGACAAAUAAUGUUACACUAAUGAAUAACCUCAAUAAAAUGAAAGUAAUGUCAUUUUAAUGUCUGAUAGUAAAUAAUAAACGUUCAUAUUUAGGAGAGUUUAUUUUACUGUAAAUGCACGUGACAAUUUUUUGUUGUAGUACGGUCCUUUAGUAAUUUCACACGGAUCACUUACGAGCUAUGUUAAGAUGUGGGGGACGGUUUUUCAUGUAACACAGGAUACACUGACAGCUCCACUUCAUUUGUUUAAUUAAUGAAGACGCAUUUGGUGAAAAUACCACCAUCGCUUAUCCACACACCGGUUAAUGACAACAAACAAAUUGUAGUUUAGUGUAUUUUACUCACUAAAUCGCUAACGUCAGCAUCAGAUCACACACACCACUUUUCAGUCGCCUGUCAGAUAUCGUGUUAGUUCAAAUCAAAACAGUGGCGAAAACAAGGAAGCAUAGAGAACGCAAGACCGACAAGGCACCAUGACAUGGUUUAGUUUCGCAGGUCGGGUGUGGGAUCGCGUGGAGAAGACGUGUCUCCACCUGCCUAUCGUUCUGAACACCGUUCUCGUGUUCUCCAUCACGGCGGAGGUGAGCUACCUGGUCCUGGUCGAGGCGCCGCUCCAACCGGACCAGAAGAAGACCCAGUGGUCUACCGUGUGGAAGACUCUGCACCUCCUCGUGCAGUACUUCAUGUUUGGCAACAUCACAUGGAACGCCUCGCUGUUUCUGAAAACCAGCACCAGCAUUCAAGGAGUGUUCCUGGGUUCAGAAGGCAUGGCACAAGGCUGGAGGUACUGCUACACAUGUGAGACCCACACUCCCCCGCGGUGCUCCCACUGCUAUGACUGUAAGGUGUGUGUUCUGAGACGAGACCACCACUGUGUGUUCUUCGGCCAGUGUGUGGGCUUCCGUAACUACCGCUACUUCCUCAGCUGUCUGCUGUUCAUGUGGACGGGGCUGCUGUACGCUGUAGUGAUGAACGCUGAGGUCUUCAUCAUCAUCCUGAAGGAAGGAGUCACGCUGCACAGCAUCCUGCUACUUCUCAUGCCCUGGAUCAUGCUCGUCUCUGGUCAGGUGACAGCGCGGGCCUUUGCCUUUGCCUUCAUCGCAGACACCUGUGUGUUGGGCUUCCUGCUGGUGGCAGCCUUCCUCUUCUUCCACCUUUUCCUCCUCCUGCGAGGCCAGACCACCAGAGAGUGGUACUCCAUCCGCAGGCCCUACAACCUGGGAUUACUGGGCAACUUGCGGCACGGCCUGGGUACCCGCUGGUACAUCUGCUGGCUCUGCCCACUCAUCCCCUCCCCACUGCCUGGGGACGGCAUCCAUUUCCAGGUCACAGAGUCACUGGAGUCGGAUCCCAACCGCUCACGGUAACCCUGGUAAUGUGACGGACACAGGUGUGUGAGGAUGACAGUGACACCUUGCAGUGCAGGCAGGUGGUGUGGCUUCGUGGAGAAGUUUGACUGUAAAUCUGAAAGCCUCUUCACCCACUGCUUUCCCUGUUUGCUGAGUCAGUGAGUGGGUG